AUGAUGGCAGCACCCCCGCCAUACCGCAGCAGUCACUUUGACGAAGACAAGAUCAUAGGGUCGAGUGUAGAGUUGGAAUUGGAAGGGUCUCUUCGGAUAUCCUCUGCAUCGACAUCCACCGAUACAACUGCCCCUGUGACGGUAGUGGACGAUUAUGAAGAAGAGCAAGAAGCACAGCAGCAACAACAACAACAAGAAGCAAAGCAAAAUUCCUCAUCUGUUGCGUCAAAAGAAGAGAAAAACGAGGCCGAAAAUGGUAAAGAUUCCAAAAAAGCAUUAGAAGAAGAACGGAAAGAAACAACACUUGUUUCUUCCAUGACAAACGCAAAUACUACUAAUGGAGUCACUACCAAUGGAGCACUGAAGAAGCCACCACCAUCAUCAUCCUGUCAAUCAGCAGAACCAUCAUCAUCAUCAGUGGUGGAACUGAAGAAGCCUCCUCCUGAAGCAGCUCCUCCUGCUGCCGCUUCUUCUGACAAGCGAGACUCUUUGGAAUGGAACGGUGUAAAAGACACUUCUUCAUUAGAGCCUUCCAAUACAAAUAAUGGCUUUUCCUCCUCGCUGUCCGAUUUGGAGAUCAGUCCUCUGGCGCCACCCAAAGGAGGAGUAGUGGCGGUUGCCGCUCGAAAGCCGUCUCUGGUUGUGUCUCCCAGGUCAUCAUCACGGACAUCGCCCGUGCGAACCAGUGGCACCAGUCCUUCCGUCACGUUUGCCGCGUUGCCUCCUGGAAAAGCAUUCAUUCCCAAUCUAAAGCUUCCCAUGGACGACCUUUUGGACGAUGACACGGAUGACGAUGACGACGAUGAAAAACCCAAAGGAAAAGCUCGUCAACGACAAAGACAGCGUAGACAACAACAAGCGUUCCAAAGCAGUAGCAACAACAAUGAUGAUGAUGAUGACGACGAAAUGGACAAGAAACCCGCUGCCAAACCAACUCCAAAACCACGCUCUCCCACUACUACAACCACAACAAAUCUGGCACGGCCUCGUUCCAUCAGUCCUCAGAGUCGGGCUCGGUCGGCACCCGUCGAAGGAAGCGCCGCUGUCAUUCCAACACCACGAGGACGCGGAUUGCGAGGUCGAGCGGGACGAACGCCCCAAGAUCGCAAUGCACGACGACAACAGAUUCGAGAGCGGGCGUUUGAUGCCGGUUCGGGAGAAAUGAGUGUCAACAUCACCACUACUACCAAUACUACUAGUAGUACCAGUCGAGCCGCCAGUCCCCAUUCCAAUCGAUCUUCUACUGGUCCAUCUCCCAGUCAGAGUCCCUUUUCCACUCUCCCCGUCAUUGCGUCCAUGGAACCCGGUGCCAUGAUGGCGUGUCGCGUCAACAACAUCAUGUUGAACAAUAGCAAUUCUUCCUUGGGGUCGCGAUCGCCCAUGCGCGUCAAUAAUAACAAUAUGAACAAUAGCAAUUCUUCCAUUGGAUCAUCGGCGGCGGCGGCAACAAGAUCGCUUCCCGGUGACAAUCUGUUGGGACCGGCACCGGGAGAUGACAUGCCCCGCACCACCCGUCCGCGCAGUCGCGUCAUGCGACCUUUGGUAUCCAGUGACAUUUCCAAAUCGCAAAACUCCAAUCCAUCACCCGAAGCCUACGAAGCCGUGCCCUUGGCUGCAUCUGCUGCUGCCUCCGCCAAUACUACUCCUACAAAUCCCACGGAUGUGUCGGAUCAUUCACUCAAACAACGAUUGCGACGAGAGAAUCAAGACAACAUGCCGUCGUCCAUUCGACCGGGCGCGUACAAGGAAAUUCCUGGACGGGGAUUGGUACGAAACGAUACCUUGCGGUUUUCCAUCAUGACCACCAUUCAAAAACAAAAACAGAGUUUGAGGCGGUUGCUCGGAGGAAGCAGCAGCAAUAAUGUCGCUAGCACUGCUAGCCGACGGACCAUAUUUGGCUCGGCGAGUCGACGACAAUUGGACAGCAGCAACAAGAGCCACAACAACAACAACGAUCAUAGCAACAGUAUUCGUGAGGACGAGUUGGCCCAAGAAUAUGAAAGGCAACAACUGGCAUACAUGGGUGUCGUCAUGGAAACCAGCAUGCGCAGUGUCAAGAGCAUUCCUUCCGUAUUGGUCGAUGGCACCCACGAGGAUUCCCGCAGUUAUUUGGGAAAUGUCUCGAUGCGGUCCAUCAAUUCGGCCGGGGGACUCUCCGUGGCACGACCCGUAUUUGAACGAGAAGCAUCCACCAUGGAAGCACUCUGUAUCAUACCGGGGGAUUUGGCCGUCGCUGUGGCGCUAGAUGGACAAAUCAAGGAAGCGGAAAAGGGGGAUACGCAGCAUCGAUUGGAGGCAUUGACGACCAAGCGAAGCAACUUAUUAUUUCCCAAGGAUGCACCACCGUCGUCGUCGGAGAAUGAUCCACCACCGACUUUUUCGUGGAAACGCAACUCGGCGGCGAGCAAGGGGUCCAAAGCACGACGAUUUGUGGGAUCCUUUGCCAAGAAAAUGGUUACGAAACCAGCAAAAAUGCCAAAACUCAUUUUGAAAAAGGCACAAGCGAAUUUGAAUCCAUUGCGAUUAAUGAAAAAACGCAAAGGAAAGAAGGAAAAGCAGGACAACGAAGGAGGAUCGGAAGCGUUCUUUUCCCAAGACAAUAACCCUGAGAAACGGGAUGGCAGCAGCUUGCUUGGUGGUAGCGUUCAACGAAGGAAUUCGUGGUAA
Messenger RNA from Seminavis robusta, 2667 nucleotides. The record is from the annotation of a GenBank genome assembly. NCBI's taxonomy places the organism in Eukaryota, Bacillariophyta, Bacillariophyceae, Naviculales, Naviculaceae.